Pseudovirgaria hyperparasitica is the source of this 3690-nucleotide messenger RNA. Its product is annotated as sulfite reductase-like protein alpha subunit. NCBI's taxonomy places the organism in Eukaryota, Fungi, Ascomycota, Dothideomycetes, Acrospermales, Acrospermaceae. The coding region runs from base 227 to 3487 and encodes 1086 amino acids. The transcript has a single exon. Gene Ontology annotation, molecular function: oxidoreductase activity, acting on the aldehyde or oxo group of donors; FMN binding; sulfite reductase (NADPH) activity. Gene Ontology annotation, cellular component: cytosol. The record is from RefSeq and is a predicted model, not a curated record.
UGCAGCGACUUCAACCAAUGAGAAUGCUGCUUUUGUCGGCAUUUGACAUUUAGAUCCUUGUCCUGCCGAAGUCGGUAAUCGAGAGUGAUGGUGUUAUUGAUGCUACCGAAACUUUUCUAGUCCACUGUGCACGACUCUUUGCGCGAAGGCGAAGUUACCUCCUCCACACUUGCUACUUCGUCCAGGUCCUCAUUUCAAUCUUCUUGCCUGGAAUCUCGCAAACAACAUGCAUUUGCAAGAUACCCAAUCGGCAGGACCUGCAGAGGCGAUACAGGUGCAAGAGAAAGAGCUCAAGCAAUUCGUCGAAAAGUCUACCACAUUACCCUUCGGACAGGAUGUCUCUCUCUCUUCAAUCAGUGGUCCUACCUACCUCACUGCUCAGACUCUCGUCCAGCAGGUCGCCUACACUUUGUCCGAUAAGAUCUUUUCCUACUCUCCGGACACGUUCGAUCUCGACGUCGCACUCAAGACAUGGUCUGCCCAGAAGGAGUUGAAUGCGUACGGCUACGCUACAGGCGUCUCGGCUAUGGAGACGCGUACAGGCGCAGGGUCGAUAGCAUUGGGCUACAUGUUUUCUGAGGAUUUCGAUCUCAAGAAACGUCAUAUUCCGCAAACGCUUGUCGCAUCCUCGUCAAGUCUGCAGCAGCUUCGUCCCGCGCUGGAUGAACUGGCUCUCUUGUACUCGGUUGCCAACCCACUUGUCGCACAUGUCGCAGCGGUCGACUAUGUCGCUGAUUCAAAGUCUGGGUUUGUGUCCGACUAUGAAACCUCAUUCGCGAUCGCCGAAGACCUUGGCCUUGGCCUUAUUUCCAGUGCCUCUGUGUUCGAGGUCCAGCACAUGUCACUCUUUUCGACUUUAGUCUCUAGCAUCAUGCCGACCAUCCACACCUAUGAUGGUAUCAGUAUCGGGCGCGAGACCACACGCGUCAUUGAUGUACUCAGCCAAAAGAGCUUAUUCGACAAUUACAGUGCUAUAUUGAAAAGCGUGGACGGAUCUGAAAAGAAGCACUCGUUCAAUGAAGCUCGCGUUGUAAAGCUCUUGAAGGCCUUCAACGAUGAACUGGGCACUGACUACAGACUCUUUGAGUACUAUGGCCACCAAGAAGCUGAGACUGUUGUGGUCGUCUUUGGCACGAUCGAGGCCUCGCUUGGCGCACAGGUUGCUAGGUCUCUCUCAAAAUCAGGCGGUACUGUUGGUCUGAUCAACGUUCGCGUGUAUAGGCCAUUCGUCGAGGAAGAAUUCGUGGCUGCACUGCCGAAGACUGUCAAAAAUGUGGCUGUGCUGGGUCAGGUUGAGAACGAAACGGUUGUUGCCGAUGUAGACGCACAUUCCCGACUGUAUUCUGACGUCCUGGCGGCUACAACCUUUACGUUUGGUGGUCCUGCUCCCAUUGUGGUGGCCGAUAUAAAAUACUCUAGAGAGCAAACUUGGUCACCCAAAUUGAUGGCAGAAGUGUUUCAAGAAGCUACUGGCAACCAGGGCUUUGCUGUCGCUGCUGACUCCACACUAGACGGACUUGAUUCCGAGACCCAACAAUACUCAUUCUGGCAAUGCGAUAAUUCGGCCUCUAUGGAUGCGCCAAUUGUCAUCGGAAACCUCCUGUCCAAGGACUCUGCUAUCAAUGUCUCGAUUAGCACGCGUCACGAUAACCUCGUUCAAGGUGGUGUUACGAAGACUGAGAUUCGCACGUCACAGAAAUCUAUCGAAGCGUCUUACUCGAUAGAUCAAGCCGAUUUUGCUCUCGUUGCAGAGGGGCUUCUACUUCAGGAGUUCGACAUUCUGAAUACUCUGAAGCUCAAUGCUACACUCGUUAUAAAGCUGCCGGGUGUGAAAGACGAGGACCUCGAGAAAAAGAUACCUGCUGUCGUACGCAAAGCGAUCGUGUCCAAGAAUAUCAAUCUCUUUGUAUAUGAUCCAACUGCGUGUGAGCUUGUCGUUGAAGACGCCAAGUUGGAGACUUAUCUAACGCAACUGGUGUUCUUGCGUCUAGCCCAAAACGACACAUUGAACGCCGGUCAGCAGAAGCUUGCUGCCAUCAAUGGAAGUCAAGAAAUGCUGGAAGUUUUAGCUGCAGACCUUGACAAGGUGAUCCACCAAAUCAGCAUUCCGGAAUCAUGGGCGACUAUUGAAGAAGACGUAGAGAUUGCUUCACUCCCGACGAACAUCAAUUCCAAUAGUUUUGAAAUUUUCGAGAAAAUUGAGCCUGAGCCCGAGACUUUCCUCAAGGAUUGGGCCACUGUCGCGAAGGGUCUUGCUUUCAAGGAGGCUUACGGGACUAAAGAGGCACUACGCCCAGAUCUGGGUGUCAAGACAUACGUUUCGCACAUCAAGGAGCGCCGCCGCCUGACUCCACUCGAUUACGAUCGCAACAUCUUCCAUAUCGAGUUCGAUCUUGGCGACUCUGGUCUCAAGUACGCCAUUGGUGAAGCUUUGGGUGUACAUGCAGAGAACGAUAAGACUGAAGUUGAGGAGUUCAUCAAAUGGUACGGCCUUAAUGCCGAGGAUGUCGUUGAAGUGCCCUCGCGUGAAGAUCCGAACGUGCUUGAAAACCGUACCAUCUAUCAAGCACUUGUCCAAAACGUUGACAUCUUCGGUCGCCCACCAAAGCGCUUUUAUGAAGCUUUAGCUGAGUUUGCCUCCGACAAGGCACAGCAAGAUGAACUUCUGUCUCUUGGUGGCAGCACGAAGGAAGGUGUCCAAGAGUUCCAACGCCGUGCCGAAGUCGACACCACGACCUACGCGGACAUUCUUCUCGAAUUCGACUCGGCCCACCCGUCUUUCCACGACAUCGUCCGUAUCGUUUCGCCUAUGAAACGUCGCGAAUACUCCAUCGCCUCAUCUCAGCGCGUAACUCCUACCUCAGUGUCACUAUUGAUAGUUACCGUCGGCUGGGUCGAUCCCAAGGGCCGCGACCGCUUCGGACAAGCCACGCGAUACCUCAAUAGCCUUCCCGUCGGCGCACCCGUCACUGUAUCCGUCAAGCCUUCUGUCAUGAAGCUGCCACCCAAGACCACCGCGCCCAUCAUCAUGGCCGGUCUGGGUACGGGUCUCGCGCCGUUCCGUGCCUUUGUACAGGAGCGCGCGCUGCAGAAGCAAGAGGGCCACGAUAUCGGCGCUGUCAUGCUCUACAUGGGCUCACGACACCAGCGAGAGGAGUAUCUGUACGGCGAAGAGUGGGAGGCAUACCAAGAUGCCGGCGUCAUCACGCUGCUCGGCCGUGCCUUUUCGCGUGACCAGCCGCAGAAGAUCUACAUUCAGGAUCGCAUGCGCCAGACACUGCGCAAUAUUCGCAAGGCGUACUUGGAGGAGGAAGGCAGCUUCUAUCUGUGUGGCCCGACAUGGCCUGUGCCAGACGUGACGCAGGUCUUGCAAGAAGCAGUCGAGGAAGAACGCAGGGCAGAGGGCAUGGACGCGAAGAAGAUCAACAGCAGGCGAGAAAUCGAAACGCUGAAGGAUCAGGGACGAUAUGUGUUGGAGGUCUACUAGACACUUGAUGGAAUGCCAAAAUUACCAUGAGGAUCUUUAUAGAAUAGUAGGCGGCCAAGAAAUCUGAAUUUCCAUAGAACUUUUAGAUCGAUGAUAUACAUACAACAAUUACAUUCCCUCCCCGCGAAAGUAAAAAAUUCAUCACCACGCUGGCUUAGUCCAGAACCCCUCGUCCCUGCUCCCGUCCCGUCCCAUGGCCACCC